GUUCCUUUGCGCUCAAGUAAAAGCUAUGGUGGAAAGGCCUCGGGUUGUGGCUGUGCCAUUUCCUAUGCAAGGCCAUAUAAGCCCGCUUCUUCAGCUCUCGUAUCAACUGGCUGCUGCUGGUAUUGACAUCACUUUUGUCAACACUUUCAGAAAUCACGAGCGACUUGUGGGAUCCAGAGAAGUCGUGUCUAAGGAGCAUUCUUCCGGAGUUAUAACUUUCAUGGGCAUCUCCGACGGCGUUGCAGCGAAAGCCUUCGACGGAGGUUUCAACGAGUCCCUCAAUGCGUCCCUCGUUGCCUCCGACGAGAUGGCGAAGCCCUUUGAGGAACUUCUCUGGAAACUGGACGGUGUUAGCUGUGUGAUUUCGGACGCUUAUCUUGGAUGGGCUCAAGCCGUCGCGAACAGAUUUGGGGUCCCCAGGGUUGCACUGUGGACGUCCAACGUUGCUUACUCCCUUGUGAAUUAUCAUCUUCCACUGCUUGUUGAGAAAGGCUAUCUUGGAGUAAAAGAUCCUUCUUCUGUUGGUUUUCUCGACAACCUUGUGACUUGCGUUCCUGGGGUCGAGCCAAUUUAUGCUCGGGACCUUCCAACCGUUCUUCGCUACGACUCUGGGGAAGAUCCCGGCUUUGCAAACAGGAUUCGCAAGAUUCAAGCUCUGAAACAUGCAUCGUGGGUCCUCGUCAACUCCUUUGAAGAGCUAGAGAGCGCCGGAGUUGAGUCCAUGAGGCGAGAGCUUGGAACGCAGAACUACGUGACAGUCGGGCCACUCCUGGUAGAAGACACAGGGGGCAGGAAGAGUCUGUGGAGCGAAGACGAGGCAUGCUUGAAGUGGCUUGACUCUCAAAAGCCAGGCUCGGUUCUCUACAUUUCUUUCGGAAGUAUAGCCAGCAUUGCAGGUGCUCAGAUGAGAAGCAUUGUGAAAGGGCUGGGGGACACAAGGCAGCCUUUUCUCUGGGCAAUGAGAAAAAACUUACUGGUUCCGGACUCCGACUACUCAGAGAGAUCCUUCCAGGAGUUUAUGGGAGCGACUAAGGCACAAGGGCAGGGACUGAUCGUGGAAUGGGCUCCGCAAGUGAAAGUUCUCCAGCACCGGGCACUAGGUGGCCACCUAUCACAUUGCGGAUGGAACUCGGUACUGGAGAGCAUGGCGAUGGGAGUACCGAUACUCGGCUGGCCCUGCGUCGCCGAGCAGACGAUGAACUGCAAGAGAAUUGCGGAAGACUGGAAGAUUGGGCUGAGAUUCACGACCGACGACGCAAAGCAGCAGCUUGUGAGCGAUGAGGAAGUGGCAAGAGUCAUCAAAAAGCUGUUUUGCGAAGGCGAGGGGCGCGAGAUCAAGAAAAGAGCCAGAGAGUUCUCAGCCAUUGUGAAAACCGCUGUCAGCCCGGGCGGAUCGUCGCACCGAAACUUGGAGAGGCUUGUCCAGGCGAUCAAAUUCGGAAGGCUCGGCAAGAACUCUGGCUAAAGUGAUGUCCGUACGAGUGAGCUUGUGGGAAUAGGAUACUGCAAAGUCAGGCUUUCUCA
Molecule: messenger RNA, 1524 nt
Organism: Selaginella moellendorffii
Lineage: Eukaryota; Viridiplantae; Streptophyta; Lycopodiopsida; Selaginellales; Selaginellaceae
Product: 7-deoxyloganetin glucosyltransferase
Exons: 3
Coding region: 26-1465 (479 amino acids)
Molecular function (GO): UDP-glycosyltransferase activity
Source: RefSeq, a predicted model, not a curated record